CAGAACCACCACCUGUAGACCGGAAACUGCUGCCGGAUUCUUCCCUGAAUUCCACAGUAUUCCACCGGAGGUGGCACUGUUUAAUCUGGUCUGCUGUUGUUGGAUGCCGGUGGAGGAUGUAAGAAAAAUUAGUUAGGGUUUAAGAAGAGGAAAAAAAAAAAAACAACAGAAGCAAGAAAGAAGAAGAAUAAGAAGGAGGGUAUUUUAGGCAAUUAACAUAAACUGGGGAAGUGUAUAAAGUAUGGAGGGGCUUAUAGAACACUUCUUGGUAUGUGUUUCCGUUGGGCCGCAGAAGGCGAAGUCUUCGUCUUGGGCCAGCCCGUGGUUUGAUGAAGUAGGUUCGGUAAAUGGAACGAGUCCCGCCCUUUCUCCAUUUUUCCAUUUUCCUCGCAGUGAAGAAAGAGCAUAAAGAGAGAGAGAGAGCUCUGAGACUGAGUCUGAGUCCGAGUGUGAGUGUGUCUCCGGCGACGGAGCUUGAUCGGACGGCGAAGAAGUACGGUGGAUAUGUGAAGUAGAGACGGAGAAGAAGAAGAAGAAGAAAAGGAAAAAUGAGUACGGUGGAUAAGAUGCUAAUAAAAGGGAUACGGAGCUUUGACCCUGAGAACAAGCACGUCAUCACCUUCUUCAGACCCUUAACCCUCAUCGUCGGUCCCAACGGUGCUGGCAAAACCACCAUAAUUGAGUGCUUGAAGCUCUCCUGCACCGGCGAGUUGCCUCCCAAUGCCAGGUCUGGCCACAGUUUCAUCCAUGAUCCCAAGGUUGCUGGGGAAACUGAGACAAAAGGACAAAUAAAACUGCGAUUCAAAACGGCAGCUGGUAAGGAUGUGGUGUGUAUUAGGUCCUUCCAGCUUACCCAGAAAGCAUCAAAGAUGGAGUUUAAAGCUAUUGAGAGUGUGCUUCAGACUAUCAAUCCUCACACUGGAGAGAAGGUUUGCCUUAGCUAUAGAUGUGCUGACAUGGAUAGGGAAAUCCCUGCUUUAAUGGGUGUCUCCAAGGCAAUUCUGGAAAAUGUUAUAUUUGUACACCAAGACGAGGCCAAUUGGCCAUUGCAAGAUUCUUCCACUUUAAAGAAAAAGUUUGAUGAUAUCUUCUCUGCUACCAGAUACACAAAGGCAUUGGAGGUGAUUAAAAAACUUCACAAGGAACAAGCUCAAGAAAUAAAGACCUACAAACUGAAAUUGGAGCAUCUUCAAACAUUGAAGGAUGCUGCAUAUAAGCUUCGUGAAAGCAUAUCUCAAGAUCAGGAAAAAACAGAAUCUUUGAAAGGUCAGAUGCAGGAGUUGGAAAGAAAUAUCCAAGAUGUGGAUGCCAAAAUUCAUAAUGCUGAAGUAACAUUAAAAGAUCUGAGGAAGCUGCAGGAACAGAUAUCAACCAAGACUGCUGAGAGGAGCACUUUGUUUAAGGAACAACAGAAACAGUAUGCAGCCCUUGCAGAGGAAAAUGAAGACACCGAUGAAGAAUUGAAAGAAUGGAAAACCAAGUUUGAAGAAAGAAUUGCACUUUUGGAAUCUAAAAUUAGCAAGUUGGAGAGAGAAAUGAAUGACUCAGAGACUAAAAGUUCGUUCCUUAAGAAAACAAUCAAUGAACAUAUCUGGGAGAUAAGCAAGCUUCAAAUGGAAGCUGAAGCUCAUACGUCCUUGAAGAAUGAACGAGACUCUACUAUUCAAAAAGUUUCUGCAAGCCAUAAUUUAGGUUCUGUUCCAAAUCCUCCCUUCAGCAAUGACGUUGCUUUGAGCCUCACAAAUAGAAUUAAAUCAAGAUUGAUGGAUCUUGACAAGGAUUUGCAGGAUAAGAAGAAAUCUAAUGAAACCGAACUCAAGACAGCUUGGGAUUGCUACAUGGAUGCAAGUGACCGUUGGAAAAAUGUUGAGGCUCAAAAGCAGGCUAAAGCGGAAAUAAAGAGCGGCCUUUUGAAACGUAUUGAAGAGAAGGAAAAUGAACGUGAUUCAUUUGAACUUCAAAUUUCAAAUGUUAAUCUUUCUCAUAUUGAUGAGAAAGAGAAAAACAUGCGAAUUGAGGUUGAAAGAAAGACAAGCCAGCUUGCUGACAGAGAAUUUGAAUCAAUCAUACGCCAAAAGCAGAGUGAGUUAUAUGGCAUAGAGCAAAAUAUAAAGGCUGUUAAUCGAGAGAAAGACAUCAUGGCUGGGGAUUCUGAGGACAGAGUAAAACUUUCUCUGAAGAAGGCAGAAUUGGAGAACCAUAAAAAGAAGCAAAAAAAGAUAAUUGAUGAAUACAAGGAAAAAAUAAAAGGAGUGCUGAAAGGGAGGCUUCCUCCCGACAAGGAUUUGAAAAAAGAAAUUACUCAAGCCAUGAGGGCUGUUACAAUGGAGUUUGAUGACGUGAACAACAAAUCUCGUGAAGCUGAGAAGGAGGUGAAUAUGUUGCAGAUGAAAAUACAAGAAGCUAAUAGUAACCUUUCCAAAUUUCGUAAAGAUAUGGAAUCUAGGAGGAGAUAUAUCGAGUCAAAGCUCCAAGCCUUGGAUCAACAAACCUAUACUAUUGAUUUCUAUGUUCAAGUCUUGGACUCGGCUAAGGAGAAAAGAGAUGUCCAAAAAAGCAAAUACAACAUUGCAGAUGGUAUGCGACAAAUGUUUGAUCCUUUUGAGAGAGUUGCCCGUGCUCAUCAUAUGUGCCCUUGUUGUGAGCGUUCUUUCUCUGCGGAAGAGGAAGAUGAGUUUGUUAAAAAGCAAAGAGCGAAGGCUGCAAGUUCAGCUCAACAUAUGAAGGUGCUGGCAGUGGAGUCCUCCAAUGCUGAUUUGUACUUUCAGCAGUUGGACAAGCUUCGUGUGGUUUAUGAAGAAUAUAUGAAAAUUAAAGACGAAACAAUUCCAAGCACAGAGAAAGAUUUACAUGAGUUCACUGAAGAGUUGGAUCAAAAGUCUCAGGCCCUUGAUGAUGUGCUAGGUGUUUUAGCUCAAGUAAAGGCAGACAAAGACUUAAUUGAGGGCUUGAUGCAACCCGUUGAAACUGCUGAUAGGUUAUUCCAAGAAAUUCAGAUGUGGCAGAAACAAGUUGAUGAUUUGGAGUAUAAGCUUGAUUUUCGAGGGCAGGGUGUAAAGUCCAUGGAAGAUAUUCAGUUGGAAUUGAAUACUUACCAGAAUACAAAAGAUAAUUUGCAUAAUGAACUGGAGAAGCUAAGGGAUGAACAAAGGUACAUGGAAAAUGAUCUAUCAAACCUUCAAAUACGGUGGCACAGUCUCAGGGAGGAGAAAGUCAAAGCUGCUAAUGUAUUGCGAGAUGUCAGAAAGGCAGAAGAAGAGUUGGAGCGUUUGGCCGAGGAAAAAAGUCAAGUUGAUUUUGAUGAAAAGCAUUUGGCAGAGGCUCUUGGGCCUUUAUCAAGGGAGAAAGAUAAAUUAUUGAGUGACUACAAUGAACUCAAAGUUAAACUUAACCGUGAAUACGAGGAACAAGCUGAAGAAAAAAGGCUUUAUCAGCAAGAGUUUGAUUCACUACUUAAAAUGACUUCUAAAAUAAAAGAAUAUUAUGAUUUAAAGAAAGGAGAAAAGUUGAAGGAAUUGCAAGAAAGGCAAUAUCAGUCAGAAUCUCAGCUAAAAAGUUGUGACGCUAGAAAGGAGGAUAUUUUAGCUGAACUAAACAAAAGUAAAGACUUGAUGAGGAAUCAAGAUCAAUUAAGACGAAAUAUUGAGGACAACUUGAAUUACAGAAAGACAAAGGCUGAAGUAGAUGCGCUUACCCUUGAAAUUGAAUCUUUGGAAGACAGAAUACUGAAGAUUGGUGGGAUUUCCACAUUUGAAGGUGAACUUGUAAAGCUUUCACAAGAAAGAGAGAGACUUCUUUCAGAGGUAAACAGGUAUCAUGGAACGAUGUCUGUUUAUCAGAGCAAUAUUUCAAAGAAUAAAAUUGAUCUUAAACAAGCGCAAUACAAGGAUAUUGACAAACGGUACUAUGAUCAGCUAAUUCAGCUCAAGACAACAGAGAUGGCAAAUAAGGAUCUGGACAGAUAUUACAAUGCACUUGACAAGGCGCUCAUGCGCUUCCACACAAUGAAAAUGGAGGAAAUAAAUAAAAUUAUAAGGGAGUUGUGGCAGCAAACAUACAGAGGACAGGAUAUAGAUUACAUUUGUAUCCAUUCUGAUUCUGAAGGAGCCGGGACUCGCUCAUACAGCUAUAAGGUUCUUAUGCAGACUGGUGAUGCGGAGCUGGAAAUGAGAGGAAGGUGCAGUGCUGGUCAAAAGGUCCUUGCUUCCCUUAUCAUAAGGUUGGCUCUUGCGGAAACUUUUUGCCUCAAUUGUGGAAUACUAGCACUGGAUGAACCAACAACAAACUUGGAUAGCCCGAAUGCUGAGAGUCUUGCUGCAGCACUCCUUAGAAUUAUGGAGGAUAGAAAGGGCCAGGAGAAUUUUCAGCUCAUAGUAAUUACUCAUGAUGAGCGUUUUGCUCAACUAAUUGGCCAACGCCAGCAUGCAGAAAAAUAUUACCGGGUCACAAAGGAUGAUCACCAACACAGCAUAAUUGAAGCCCAGGAAAUAUUUGAUUGAAGUAUUCCAAAUGGUUGUUCGUAUUCCAAAUGGUUGUUCAUGCUCCUAUGUCCUAUAAUCACAUGAAGCAGCAGACUGGAAAUUCUUUAUGUCCCAGUGUUCUUGCUGUAAGUUGUUUAGCUUCUAGUGAAAAUGUACAAACAUUCAAUCUUUCAAGCUUUCCUGAAUCAUCCACAAGCGCUGUUAUAUUAUCUUCUAUUUUUCCUUUUUUUCUUUUCACUCUUGUAUCAUCAAGUAGAGCUGUAAUGUAAUAUGCUUUUAAAAUUAUCCAAACAAUGCAAUUGUCUUCUCUGUGUUCAGCCCCCAGGGCAACUUACAAACACCGACUGGAAACUUUAAAUAUUUGUUGCUGUGAGGGAUGAUAGGUGGUAAUUGUAUAAUGUUGCAAGUUUAUGUUUUUCA
Ziziphus jujuba (common jujube) is the source of this 4901-nucleotide messenger RNA. RefSeq names its product DNA repair protein RAD50. The record is from RefSeq and is a predicted model, not a curated record. Gene Ontology annotation, biological process: double-strand break repair; chromosome organization involved in meiotic cell cycle; telomere maintenance via recombination. Gene Ontology annotation, molecular function: G-quadruplex DNA binding; double-stranded telomeric DNA binding; single-stranded telomeric DNA binding. Gene Ontology annotation, cellular component: Mre11 complex; condensed nuclear chromosome; nucleus. The transcript is spliced from 27 exons. The coding region runs from base 549 to 4499 and encodes 1316 amino acids. Lineage: Eukaryota; Viridiplantae; Streptophyta; Magnoliopsida; Rosales; Rhamnaceae.